AGGAAUUAUGGAACGAGGGCCUAGGCCCCACUAGAGACACCUUUUAGUGUCAGGACCCCUGGAAACAGCCCUCCAUCUGGCAGAGGAACAUGGGGUGCUGGCAUUUCUCUAGCUGCUCUCCAGAGACAGGAGGACCUCCCUGGGACCUAUAGGCCCAGGCUUUGACCCUGGGGACACCCAACCCAAUCUGCCCCAGGGCUGACAAGUCAGGGGACAGCAAAUUUUUAACUAGACACAUUGAUCAUUAACAAGGGUAGCAAGGAGUCCAAACUCAGCCUCCCCUAAGGACAGAGGCUAGCUGGACCUCAGGCCCCCUGUGGAGAUGCUGGGUCCCCGAGUCUUGUCCUCUGUGAGGCAGGGGCUGAGCAGGGGCUUGUCCAGGAAUGUGGGGGGCCGAACAUCAGGGGAGGGGAGGAAGGUGGAUAUUGCGGGCAUCUACCCCCCUGUGACCACCCCCUUCACUGCCACGGCAGAGGUGGACUAUGGGAAACUGGAGGAGAAUCUGCACAAACUGAGCGCCUUCCCCUUCAGAGGCUUUGUGGUCCAGGGCUCCAACGGCGAAUUCCCUUUCCUGACCAGCAGUGAGCGCCUGGAGGUGGUGAGCCGCGUGCGCCAGGCCAUGCCCAAGGACAAGCUCCUGUUAGCUGGCUCUGGCUGCGAGUCUACUCAAGCCACGGUAGAGAUGACCGUGAGCAUGGCCCAGGUUGGGGCUGACGCCGCCAUGGUGGUGACCCCUUGCUACUAUCGCGGCCGCAUGAACAGCGCUGCCCUCAUUCACCACUAUACCAAGGUCGCUGACCUCUCUCCAAUUCCUGUGGUGCUAUACAGUGUUCCAGCCAACACGGGGCUGGACCUGCCUGUGGACACGGUUGUCACGCUUUCCCAGCACCCAAAUAUCAUCGGCAUCAAGGACAGCGGUGGUGAUGUGACCAGAAUCGGGCUGAUGAUUCACAAGACCAGGAGGCAGGACUUCCAGGUGUUGGCUGGAUCGGCUGGCUUCCUGCUGGCCAGCUAUGCCAUGGGAGGUGUGGGGGGCGUGUGUGCCCUGGCCAAUGUCCUGGGGGCUCAGGUGUGCCAGCUGGAGCGACUCUGCCUCACAGGACAAUGGGAAGAUGCCCAGAAGCUACAGCACCGCCUCAUUGAGCCAAACACUGCGGUGACCCGGCGCUUCGGGAUCCCAGGGCUGAAGAAAAGCAUGGACUGGUUUGGCUACUACGGAGGCCCUUGCCGGGCCCCCUUGCAGGAGCUGAGCCCUGAUGAAGAGGAGGCGUUGCACAUGGAUUUCAUCAACAAUGGCUGGCUCUGAGGGCAAGGAUGGGACAGGCAGGCGCCCAUCCUUGAUUUGUACCUGCAGCCCGAAGAGGAGCAUGGGGACCCAAGGGUUCGAGGCUCCUUUCCCUCCUGCAGUCCUCUAGGCACCUCUUACCAGCUUCCAGGCAGGCUCAUUCCAUAUUCUCACAGCCCCAAGACUUCUUGAGUUUGUUCCCUAAAUUCUGAGUCUCUAGAGACCUCAGUCCAGGCAGGAGCAACUGUUUACUUGCUUCUUUACUGUGGAUUCCCAUGGCCCAAGACACAUGAGCUGGGAGCAAGAGUGGAAGGGCAGGGGCAGCUGGGCACAGGAGGGCUACCUGUUUGAAGAGAGGACCACUUAGACUUGGGGGUACAAACCUGACUCUAGCACAAUGCAGGGGGAAGCCAGGCCUAUUCUAAGAACCCAAGCUCUGACUCUUUCCAGGGGAUGUGAUCAGAAAAAUGUCACUUGUCUUUGAAAGGCAGGCCACCCCCCCGCACCCCCUGCCAAGAUGCAUUCCAGCCACAGUGCCCUUUUCUAAAUCCAUUUCGAUUCAUUUCAUAUUCUUGUCUCUGGCUUUGAUCUCAACCGUCAAGUGCACAGAGACAACCCAGAAUUGGUAAAUCACGACACCUAGUGGAUAAAUGUUACAUUCUAGAAGACUGUUGUCAACCCAGGUCUGAAGCAUUAGGGAAGGGGCUUGGCCUGAGACAGGACCAUCCUUUUGCCUAUGAGCACCCUGCUUUUAUUGGUAAAAAUACUUUGUUAUUGCAAUAAAGUUUAAUAAGCUA
Pteronotus mesoamericanus is the source of this 2082-nucleotide messenger RNA. It is a transcript of the gene HOGA1, whose product is annotated as 4-hydroxy-2-oxoglutarate aldolase 1. Gene Ontology annotation, biological process: glyoxylate catabolic process. NCBI's taxonomy places the organism in Eukaryota, Metazoa, Chordata, Mammalia, Chiroptera, Mormoopidae. The record is from RefSeq and is a predicted model, not a curated record. The coding region runs from base 323 to 1306 and encodes 327 amino acids. Gene Ontology annotation, molecular function: (R,S)-4-hydroxy-2-oxoglutarate aldolase activity. Gene Ontology annotation, cellular component: mitochondrion. The transcript has 7 exons.